Adineta ricciae is the source of this 795-nucleotide messenger RNA. Lineage: Eukaryota; Metazoa; Rotifera; Eurotatoria; Adinetida; Adinetidae. The record is from the annotation of a GenBank genome assembly.
AUGAAAUAUAGCCUAAGGAAAUCCUUUAGUUAUCGUCGUCGGAAGGAAACUCAUGAUGAUGAUCAUGUUUAUCCUCGACUCGAUGCCAAUGGAUAUUCCAAUUCCAAUUCGAACUUAGUAAAACCAGCUAAAUCGAGAAAAUUCUUACAACGUCAGCGUCGAUCAUCAUCGCCGAUCCCAUCCAAUCAGAUAAAAUCGAAAGUUUUCGAGCCACGUUAUGAUAUUUAUUCGAAUGAUGAACAUGAAAACGACGAUGAUCCAUUUCCAUCGGUAACUACCAAAACCCGACCGCGUCCAUUGGAUCGCCUAACAAAUCAAAUACGCAAAUCGUUUCGAAAUACUCUGUCGCGACCCCGUCCAAGGUUAGAAAGUAACAAUUCAAAUAAUCGCUUAAUACUAAACAAAUAUGACGCAGAACAACACACACAACUCUAUCCAAUGUUAUCAACUGGUUUAACGUCGCCAUUGAUCAAACCUGAGGAGAACGAAAAACCAAAGCGUCGCAAAGCACCUUUAGCACCAACUCACAUGAACCAAUCAAUUUCUUGUCCAACAGAAAUCCAUCCCGACCGUCAACAAACGUCUCACACCUCCGACAAAACACCUUUCCGCAAACGUUUUUCAUUCCUACGUAAGAAGCCCCAGGAAACUUGUCCACCUGAUGACGCUCAUGACGAACAGAGCAAUCCUAAACUAACGCUCGGCCAAAGAUUUGACACUCUUAGACGUUCCUUACGUCUAGGAAAUCGACAUUCGUCACAUAAAGGUCAACGUUAUUUGCUUUCCAAUGAGUAA